GAUGAUCACGUGGUUUGAUAAGAUACAGGAUGUAAACGUUUUUGAAUGCCCUACUGGUUGGGAGGAACAUAAAGAUCAUUGCUAUCGUUUUGUUAGAGACCCUGAGGAAACAGCUGAAGGGGUAAAAAUAAAAUGUCAGGAAGACGAAGCUUACGGUCUUAGUAUAAACUCCGAAGAAGAGCAUAUUUUUGUAAGGGAUACUCUUGAAAGAAUAGAUGCAGCUUCUAAGAAAUUAGACUGGUGGACAUCGGGUAGAAGACUCCCAUCCAAUCGAACUAGAAUGUUUUGGGAGGGAGACGGCACUAUGAUUGAAUCUUUUGUCUAUUGGCAAGAUCCUUCCAUCCCCGGUCAACUUGAUAAGGAUAGGAUACUCUACAACUUCAAUGGAAUAAGCGGGAAAUGGGGCUGGAUACUUGGACAAGGCGGUGAGAAACGUCCAUUUAUCUGCGAAAUAUCAAAAGAGGAUAUUUUUCGGAUAAAUAGCAAUGAUCGAGGUCCAGACUAUGGAAUAAAUGAACCAGAUCCAACUAAAAUUAAAAGAGGACCAAAAUUUAUUACUCAACCAAGGAAAACGGUUUAUGAAAAUCCAAAAGGUAAAAAUGAACAAGAUGAUGAAGGAGAUAUUUUAUCGAAUCCCGGCGGUAUUGUCAAGGAGGAGAAAACCUUUUUAGAUUGUGUAGCGGACAGUGUACCUCAACCGAAGUAUACAUGGCUUAAGCAUUAUGAUGGUAAAACGACAGUGAUUGAACCAUCGGAUAAACACUAUACCAUAAUUAACGGACGCCUCAAUAUAAACAAACCGGAUGAGAAAAGAGAUGUAGGUAUAUACCAGUGUAUGGCUGGAAAUCAGCAUGGUAUCAUUCUUUCUAAUACGGCCGAAUUAUCUUUUGGAUAUCUUCACAACUUCCCAAAGAGUCCUCGUGCCAGAGUCGUAGCAAAGUCACAUGACACUGCAUCCAUCUACUGCGCGCCUCCAGAUCAUACAAAACCGAUCUUAUUUGCUUGGUACAAGAAUAGUAUAUCAAAUUUUGUCCGACCAAAUUUGAAGCCUUACACCUUUAUAAGCUACGAUGGUCAUUUGUAUUUUAGCGAGGUUACAGUGGACGAUAAGGGAUCUUAUUACUGUAUGGUUUAUAAGCCAGAGUUUUUAGCAAAGGGAAAAAUAUCUAUGCCUAAUCCUCUCCACAUAGAGGAAUCUAGCGCGGCCACAUACGAACCUCUUAUACUUGAUAAAUUUCCUAAAAUAUUUCCGUCAUCGCCAAAAGUUGGGGAUAAAGUUAGAAUUGAAUGUUUCGCCAAAGGUUCUGCUAGGCCAGGUCCUAAAUUAAAUUAUUUCUGGAGGCGUUUGGAAUCUUCUGUAGCGAAGGAUGGUACUGUACAACUAAAGGCUGGAAAGAGAAAAGAAUUACCUCUGCCGAAAAAUUCAUUCCUAGAAGAUCACAAUAGAGUUUUAACCUUUGAAAAUGUUCAGUUAUAUGACGCUGGUGUUUAUGAAUGUAAAGUUAGUCGACAAACUGGAAAAGAGGAUUCCAGAACAAAAACUUUAAAUGUUGUUUCUCCGCCCUUCUUUAUAACACCAAUUAAGGACAAAUUCAUAGAUGCCAACGUGGACCUUCAAUGGCGUUGCGUUGCUGGUGGAACAGGCGAUAUAGCUUAUAAAUGGCUUAAGAAUGGACUUAACCUGGAAUCCAGUAAUAGAAUUCAAAUAAACAACAACGUCUUAAAAAUAAAAAAAGUUGACGCGGAAAAGGAUAAUGGAAUGUAUCAGUGUCGAGCAACAAAUACACAGGGAGUGAGAUUUUCAACAGCAGAACUUAGAGUUUUGAGUUUCGCUCCAAAUUUCCAAAAGUAUCCUCUUAAGCCAAACUUGUUUGCAACUCUUAGAGGUAAUGCAACUCUGAUAUGUAGACCAGAAGCCGCUCCAUAUCCUAAACCAGAUGACAUUCAAUGGUAUAAGGGAUCUAAUCCACUUACGCCUGAUGGAAGAAUACAAAAAUUACCAAAUGGUAAUCUGCUGAUAACUGGUUUAACAAUGAAUGAUAGAGGAUUCUACGAAUGUAAAGUUAAAAAUGAUUUGGGUGAAGCGUCUACAAAGGGAAAUUUAACAAUAUUGACCACAACAUCAAUUGUCAAUCCCCCGAUGGAUGAAGUUGUUCAAAUAAAUAAAACCAGAUUCUUUCAUUGUAUUGCAUCUCAUGCUACUCAGUUGGAUGUAACUUAUAUAUGGUACCAAGGACCUUAUAUGAUUGAAUUCGAAAGAAUUUACAGACUUGGUGAAACCAAUUUCCAAAUAUGGCGAAAUCCCACAUUUAAAAGGGGAACAGGCUUUUAUAUGGGAGGAUUAUAUAUUAUGAAUGCAAAAGCUGAGAAUCAAGGAAAAUAUACCUGUCGGGUAGAAAGCAGCGCAGGGAAUUUCGAAAGUAGCGCUUUUCUUAGAGUGAUAUCCCCCCCAAGUAUGCCAGUAUCACUGCAAAUUAUUGGAAGAGUAACUGCGUUUAAAGCAACUCUAUCAUGGAGAGAGGCAUUAAAUAACGGCGGAAGACCUGUUCAUACAUUUGUCCUUGAAGCUUUUAACGGUUGGGAAAAGUUUUGGAAGGUUAUUAGAACAAAUAUCCCUGCGGAUAGAGUAGAAGAUGUAAAAUCAGCUGUAAAUCUAUACAAUAUAACUUUGAAUGAUUUGCGACCUUUCAGUAAUUAUUAUUUCCGGGUAAGGGCUGAAAACAGCUUGGGAACUAGUGAACCGAGCAUACCUUCCAAGAUGAUAGAAACUUUAGAAACUAAACCGGAUCUGGCUCCAAAGCAAGUUGGAGGGGGUGGUGGUAAAGUUGGAACCCUACACGUUAGCUGGGAACCUUUAAAGCUUUGGGAGCACAAUGGUAAAGGUUUAUAUUAUAUAGCCUACAGGAGAAAGAAAGGAGAUCAGGAAUUUAAGGCGAGUAAAAAGAUAACUGAUCCGGAAAAAUCUUAUUACACUUUCGAAGUUGGACAAAAUAACUUUUACUUAUUAUACGAAGUUAGAGUGCAAGCUUGUAAUAAUCUGGGUUGUGGGCCGCUGUCCGAAAUUGUUGAAAUAUACUCAUCAAUGAGCGUUCCUGUCAUCACAGCAGAGGAUGUAAGAGCUCAACCUUUCAACGCAACUGCUUGUAUUGUACAUUGGAUUCCGGUUACCGAUUCAAGAGAAAAAUUAAAAGGAAAAUUAGGAGGUUAUAGAAUCAGCUAUUGGAAAGACAAAGGAGGUUCAAGAGAGGGAGCUCCACGAGUUACGGUUGACGGUCAGGCAGAUGAAGCGUUGGUAAUUGGAUUAGAACCAGAUACUAUGUAUAAAUUUGACGUAAUGAUCUGGAAUGAGGCUGGGAAUGGACCAAAGAGUCAGGAAUUUCCUCAAAGAACGUUUAGAAAUUCCCCAAUUAACCAGCCAACUGAAGUGCAAGUGUUACAAAUUGAUUCAGGAACCAUAGAUGUCUUUUGGAGAGGAGUAAGUACAGACCAAAGAGAAGAACCUUUGGAUGGAUAUAAAGUAAGAAUAUGGAGGUCUGGUACUCAUAUAAAAGUGGCAGACGACUACGACGCUGGAAAAGAAACGGAGAUACGAAUUCGGAAUAUGAAUCCACACAAUAUAUAUAAAUUAAGAGUAUUCGGCUACUCUAGAGGUGGAGAUGGAACAAUGAGCUCACCGUCUAUCAAAUUUCAUCUAGACGAUUCAUACAGACUUAUGAAUAAUCCCUAG
Messenger RNA from Dimorphilus gyrociliatus, 3727 nucleotides. The record is from the annotation of a GenBank genome assembly. Lineage: Eukaryota; Metazoa; Annelida; Polychaeta; Dinophilidae.